Portunus trituberculatus (swimming crab) is the source of this 4267-nucleotide messenger RNA. Its product is annotated as cell division cycle protein 23 homolog. Gene Ontology annotation, molecular function: protein binding. Bases 119 to 1906 code for a protein of 595 amino acids. Gene Ontology annotation, cellular component: anaphase-promoting complex. Gene Ontology annotation, biological process: cell division. The transcript is spliced from 13 exons. The record is from RefSeq and is a predicted model, not a curated record. Lineage: Eukaryota; Metazoa; Arthropoda; Malacostraca; Decapoda; Portunidae.
AAAGACAGAACACCCUAACAACUGAACUGGGCGAAUUGAGUCUGUUAGUUUGUGUUUGAGUGCGUCUGAGUGUGUUUGAAAGUGUGUCCAGCCGCCCACUCCACCCACUGAGUCCGCGAUGGGCGUGGAACAGCAGGAGAAGCAGCAGGAGGACGGGCGUGACCUGGCGUUCCUACGGGAGGUGAAGAGGGACCUGACCACGGCGCGGGAGGAGUGUGUGAGGCGCGGCCUGCUCCACACCUGCAAGUGGCUGAGUGAGUUGCUGGUGUGUGUGCGGGAUGUGGAGGUGGAGGAGCCCCUGCCGCGCUGCCCCCCCUUACAGGAGGUGCUGGGGGAGGAGCUGGACCACUACAAUUUGGCCAAGUCCUAUUUUGAUCUGAAGGAGUAUGACAGGUGUUCGUACUUCACCAAGCACUGCACCACUGGCUUGGGUCGCUUCCUGCACCUUUACUCCAGCUACCUGUCGGGGGAGAAGAAGAAGAACGACGAUAUUGUUGAUACUCUAGUGGCCAAUGAGCAGCACAAGGGUGUGUACCUGAAGGUGCUGCACACAGAGCUCUCCAAAAUGUACAGCCUCGCCACCACUGCCUCCCCACCAGGUUAUGGGAGAAUGGACGCCUGGCUGCUGUGGGUGUAUGGGGUGGUGUUGAAGAGGCUGGAUUUGACACAGCAGGCCGUAGAGGUGUUGAGUGAGGCAGUUCACUUGGAGCCACUUCACUGGGGGGCCUGGCUGGAGCUGGCCGCCCUCAUCACCGACCGGGAGAUGCUCGGCACACUGAAGCUGCCGGACCACUGGAUGCGCCGUCUGUUCCUGGCCCACACCUACCUGGAGCUGCAGCUGAACGACGAGGCGCUGGAGAUUUACACCAGUCUGCAGAACGCUGGGCUACACCACUCCACCUACAUCAUGGCCCAGGUCGCCAUCACACACCACAACCAGAGGGACGUGGACCAGGCAGUGACAAUCUUCAAGGAGCUGGAGGCGGUGGACCCCUUCCGCCUCGACAACUUAGACACUUACUCCAACUUGCUGUAUGUGAAGGAGAUGCGGGUGGAGCUGUCCCAUCUGGCCCAUCGCAUCGUGCAGGUGGACAAGUACCGCGUGGAGACUUGCUGUGUUAUUGGCAACUACUACAGCCUGCGUUCCCAGCAUGAGAAGGCGGUGCAGUACUUCCAGCGGGCCCUGCGUCUCAACCCUCACUACCUCGCUGCCUGGACUCUCAUGGGACACGAAUACAUGGAGAUGAAAAACUCUAAUGCUGCCAUCCAGUGCUACAGACAGGCCAUUGAGGUGAACCGGAGGGACUACCGGGCGUGGUAUGGGCUGGGCCAGACCUAUGAGAUCCUGAAGCUGCCGGCCUACUGCCUCUACUACUUCAAACAGGCCCAGAAGCUUCGCCCGAAUGACUCCCGCAUGCUGGUGGCCCUUGGGGAGAGCUACGAGAAGCUGGAGAAGACUGAGGAGGCCAAGAAGUGUUUCCUGAAGGCACACAGUGUUGGGGACAUUGAAGGAAUUGCUCUGCUCAGGCUGGCUAAGUUGUACAGCCGGCUAACAGAGGCUGACCGUGCCGCCGUGCUGUAUGAACGCUACCUGCAGGAGACAGAGGAGGUGGGGCCCAAUGAAGACCGGGGCCAGGCUUACAACUUCCUGGCCAGUCACUGUCUGCAGAAGGGCAUGCUUGAUUUGGCCUAUGAAUAUGCACAGAAAUGCACUCUUUUCCAUGAGACACGCGAGGCCAGCAAGACAAUGCUGAGGGAAAUAGCCAACAGACGACAGCACUCGGACCAGAACCCACAGGAUGACUGUGGCAGUGUGCUGGUGAACAGAGUGCGGCCCAGACACCUCACCAAUGACCGUUCCAGCAACAGCAGACUGCCGCCCCUCUCCCUCACCUACACACCCUAGCACACCUGCCCACCCCCAUCCACUCACCCCUCCGCCACCCCAUCACUAAGCUAAUUCAUCCAUCUCAUUACCUAUAUCCAUUUCUACCCUCACAUACUUCGACUCACCCAUUUCUCUCCCACUUACUGUAACCCUGUUGAUUCUGUACACUUUUCCCUUACCCCCCCCCACACACACUUUAUCCUGCCCUGCAUAUACUCAUACAGCAAUCCACCCUACAUUUUUCUCAUUCUAUCUGCCAUUCUUCCUUUUUUUUUUCAACCUUUCAUGACUUACUCUAAUUUUUUCAUAGUUUUUUAAUCUUCAAUUUUUGUUGUGGUGUGGUAUCCUUCUGUGGCCAUCAUCACCCAUUGCUGGCUGUCUCUUCCACCAACGCUGUCCCUGGUGCAGCUAACGGUAACAGCAGUGCCACUCACCCCUCAUAGGUCAGGGUCAUUCAGUUCCCCCGUGAAGGGUGUGAGGGGAGGUGCCACCAGCCAGCAGCUUCACACAUUCCAUUCUUGCUGCCUGGUGAGAUGCUUGGUGACUUGAUCCUGGCCCAGUGCCCAGUGCUCACUACGCACUAACUAAAGUAACUGUUUGGUGAAAGUGUCCACAUGGCUUGGUCACGCUGCCUCUGUGCCCAAGACAGCCUUGGCCACACAAUUCUGAAUGCAAGACACAGUUCAGUGUGUGCUCGUCUUGCAACAUUUGCCGGCCUCCACCACCAAGCCCUCAGUGUGGUGUGUGGUGCAUACCAAGUCACCGCAGGGACAUUUGCUGCAUCUGGGAAGAGCCACACAAUGGUUGGUGGGCAGCAGCAGCAGCAGCCUUGUGGUGAAGAUUGUAUUACUGUACUUAUAACACUUCCUGGUACAUCUUCAGUCUUCAUAUUGUGAUGCUCCCACCACAGUACUCACUCUUCCACGCCACUUUGACACACGUGCAAUGUUAUCCAGUGAAAGGAGGCCAUUCCUGUUCUCCUGUGCUGAGAGACAGACAGACAGACACAGACACACACCUGGUGAGGGAAUAACUGUUUAUUAGCAAAUGUGUGUGUGUGAAGGACCAUUCAUUUCACUUUCCUCUCAACUCAACAACUCAUCCACACACACACACACACACUCAAUACUCUCUACUCCCAGUACUAUUCCUGUGUCCAUAAUCUCACCCAUAUCACUCGUCACCACGACAGUGGUGGUGGGGCAAGCUUCACUCAGCCUGGCAUGGUGUGUGUGAUCAGCCCCUCAAUGGAUCAAAGGAUUCAUUGGUGCUGUGAAAGACUGUUAAGUAUAUUUUUACACUUAAACCAAUAAUUCCCUUUGUAAAUUAUGUAUAAAUAUGAUACCCAGGUUGAUGUACUACUGUAAUUGUGUGCAUUAUUUGUGUGUGGUGCCAGUGACUGUUGGAACAUACUACUUGUGAUAUACUUGUAUCUUGUCAUUGUAACCUGCACCCUUUGGCCCUCUUACUUCGAGAUCCAUGAAAUCAGAUGUAAAGAAUAGAGUAAGGAGGAAAGAAGGGAAUAACUGAGAAAGAAUGUGAUAACUUAGUAAGGAUGGAAAACAGUGGAUAAUGAUGAAAUAAGUCACUGAGUAAGGAUGAGAAAAAAAAUAGAGGAAUCACUGACUAAGGAUGAAAGAACUGAGUAAGUAUGAGAGUCUGUGAGGAAGGAUGAAAAGAAUGGAAUAGUCAGUCAUUGAGCAAGAGUGAAAGGAAUAAAUAAUAGACAAGUAAAUCUACAAAUACUAACGAACUACUAAGACACCAGCAUUAGGACCCUUAGCAUUAGGACCCUUAGUGAAAAAUCAAAACCCAUCAGUAAUACUUUAAACAUUUAUUAAGUAGCCAGGAUCCAUCGCUCGGCCAACACCUGCCUUCUGUGGUGCCUCGCUGCGAUAAACGGAACACGAGCAUAUCCUUUCACAUAGCAAGGGCAGAGCAGCAAGGCACCAGCAAGUGGCAGUGUUGACUCCCUCCAGGUAUGUCUAGCAGUGCAGUCUGGCCCAUUAUUUAUUUCUAGGCCAGACUCUACGGCCAGCCAGCACCAGAGAACGGAGACUCUCGCAGCGCACUCAAAACAAAUACCAAGUGCUCUGUGGGUGUCUGCGCUCUCUGUCUCUCUCUACCGUCAACUUAAACGAUAAAACAUAAAGAGACGCAAGCCACACUUCUCUCGGCUUGGCUCGGAAAACUGGCUACCCUCAAAAUGUUCCAUGAUCUGAAUGAAGUGGAUCUGCCUACUUGACUGACUAACAGGACAAGGAUAACAGUCUAUACUACAAACAUGAUACUUGAAAAAGAGAUUCCUUGUCACAUUUGCUUUUAUCAUUUAGAAAUGCCCACAGAACACUCACAGCAAUGGCUUCCUAAUAAUAAAAA